GUGUGUCGCUUUAACGGGCGCAGACCCGCUGUCGCUGCCCCUCGCUGUCCUGCGGGGUAGGGGCUGCAGCCCGCCCGGGUGCUGCCGGAGCCGGGUCCUGUCUGCGCCUGCGCGCGGCGCCGUGCCCGUGUGACCGGGUCCGCCCUGCCGGGCCUGUCCCUGCGCGAGCCCAGCCCACCCGUGUCUGUACGUCGCCGGGAGCCGUGUCGCCUGCACCCGCACCCAGACCGCCUGCUUCCGUACCCGUGUCUUCUGUACCACCUGGAGCCACCUCUGUAGCAUCUCUAGCUAUAUUUGUGAUUACUUUUGGCUGAUCUGCUCUUUCAGAUAUUGCAAAGUUCUGGAUGCUGGCGGCAGAGCCUUGUGAAUGAAUGGCGGCUGUAGAUGACUUAAAGUUUCAAGAAUUUGACGAUGCAGCUAAUUUGCUGGCGGUCAACCCAGAUGCCACCACAGUAAGCGUUGAUGAGCCUAGUGAAAACCCCAAAACACAGCAUGGUCUUCUGCAAGAUACCGGGAGAGAGGAAGACGAUGAGUUAUUGGGGACUGAUGACUCGGACAAAACUGAGCUACUUGCAGGACAGAAGAAAAGUGCCCCCUUCUGGACAUUUGAAUACUACCAGACUUUCUUUGACGUAGACACGUAUCAGGUCCUAGACAGAAUAAAAGGUUCUGUUUUCCCAGUACCGGGGAAGAACUUUGUAAGACUGUAUAUCCGCAGUAAUCCAGACCUUUAUGGUCCCUUUUGGAUAUGUGCCACAUUAGUUUUUGCCAUUGCUAUCAGUGGCAAUCUUUCAAAUUUCUUCAUCCAUCUGGGCAAGCCAACGUUCCAUUACGUGCCUGAGUUCAGAAAAGUGUCCAUAGCUGCAACAACCAUCUAUGCUUAUGCGUGGCUAGUUCCUCUGGCUCUCUGGGGGUUCCUUAUGUGGAGAAAUAGCAAAGUUAUGAACAUAGUCUCCUACUCAUUCCUGGAGAUAGUGUGUGUCUAUGGUUAUUCACUUUUCAUCUAUAUUCCAACAGCAAUUUUGUGGAUUAUUCCACAGAAAGCUGUGCGAUGGGUUCUGGUGAUGUUUGCGCUGUGCCUCUCUGGGUCUGUCUUAGUGAUGACAUUUUGGCCUGCUGUUCGAGAUGAUAACCGCAGGAUUGCGCUGGCUACUAUAGCGACCAUCGUGCUUCUCCAUGCCCUGCUGGCUGUCGGCUGUUUGGCAUACUUUUUUGAUGCCCCUGAGCUGGAUGUUCUGACAACUACUGCAUCUGCUCAAAAUGGAACCGCACUAGUAACUAAGACACAGUAAUUAUGAUUACAAUGCCUGUUUCUUCAUCUGUGUACAGUAACUUUAUUUUAAAUAUUUUUCACUGAAGGAAAUGGAAAUUGCAAAAACUAAAGGGAAAAAAAACAUCUAAGAGGAAAAUCUAGUGGUAUUUCAUGGAUUUGUGAACAUCUAAAUGCUGAAAAGAAGACUAACCAAGUGGUUAAUACAAGUAGAUUUUUACAACUGUCAAUCUUACUUCUUAUACAGUAGGGUUUUUAAAAUUAUUUUUUGCAUAUCUUGCACUCCCUGCAGUGUGGUCUCUCAAUAAAAUACUCCAGAGCGUG
This is a messenger RNA of Alligator mississippiensis (American alligator), 1594 nucleotides long. It is a transcript of the gene YIPF1, whose product is annotated as Yip1 domain family member 1. The transcript is spliced from 10 exons. Gene Ontology annotation, biological process: vesicle-mediated transport. Gene Ontology annotation, cellular component: Golgi apparatus; membrane. Lineage: Eukaryota; Metazoa; Chordata; Crocodylia; Alligatoridae. Gene Ontology annotation, molecular function: small GTPase binding. The coding region runs from base 372 to 1292 and encodes 306 amino acids. The record is from RefSeq and is a predicted model, not a curated record.